AUGGCAGCUUACAGGUGCAGUUACUUGGCUGUGCUGUUUAUUCUUUGUGGUUUGUCAGUGUUUAUCGCCACAGAGGGUCAAGAAACGACACCAACGGGUGGUCACCGUGCCGCUGUGGUGGACAAUGGACAAACAGACACUGAAGCAGCGGAACAAACGGCCGAGCAGCCCGCGGUGGAGGAGAGGCGGUGGGAAGCGACCGUGGUUGAGGAUGUGACUCCGAAUGAAGCAGCAGCCGACAAACAAGACACUUCUGCCCCUGAAACUGUGCCCCUCUCAUCGGUGCCACGACCUAAAGACGAUUUUCAGGAGGAAUUGGUCAUCAGACCGCUGCACUCAGGAGAUGUUUACGCCAGCUUCCAGUUCCGCACCCUGUGGGAAACUGACUUCACGAGAGAAAACAAAGUGUCCCACUACCGGUUGUUCCCUAAGUCCCUGGGCCAGGUCAUCUCCAAGUUCUCAGUGCGAGAGCUGCACAUCUCCUUCACGCAGGGCUACUGGAGGACCAUGCAGUGGGGGCAGCCCUUUCUGCCGUCCCCUCCUGGGGCUGAACUCUGGGUGUGGUUCCAGGACUCUGUGACAGAUGUGGAUGGCACCUGGAAGGAGCUGACGAAUGUGUUGUCGGGGAUUUUCUGCGCUUCACUCAACUUCAUUGACUCCACCAACACUGUUCAGCCCAGUGCCUCCUUCAAACCACUGGGUGUAGGCAAUGUGACGGACCACCGCUUCCUUCGCUAUGCCACCCUCCCACGAGAGAUUGUUUGCACAGAGAAUCUGACACCCUGGAAGAAACUCUUACCAUGUGGAUCCAAGGCCGGUCUCGCUGUCCUGUUGAAGUCGGAGAAGCUCUUCCACAGUAGUUUUCAUUCCCAGGCAGUGCACAUCAGACCCGUGUGUGAGGAUGAGCAGUGCAAAACCACAUCCUGGGAGCUGCGACAGACGCUGAAUGUGGUGUUUGACCUGCACACCUCCGGACAGGGCAAAAGAGAGUGGUCCCUGUUCAAGAUGUUCUCUCGGACCCUGACAGAAUCUUGUCCGCUGGCCUCCUCCAGUAAAAUCUAUAUUGACAUCACGGACAACCCUCAGGGGGAUCAGAUUGAGCUGAGCCCGGCCACUCCCCUGCUGAGCCAGGCAGUGGUGCUGGGGGACAGGCGGACCUUCUCCGUCUACGAUCUGACACAACAAAUCACCUUUGGCACCGUGCGCUCCCUCAACCUGCUGAUCCGCUGGAAAUUCAGUGAGGGUGACAUGCUGCGGCCCCUGCUCCACGCUGAGCGCUACGUAGCCGGUUACGGGCUACAGACGGGAGAGAUUCACACUCUGAUGUACAACAACCACCCGUACAGGUCUUUCCCUGUGCUGCUGCUGGAUUCAGUACCCUGGUAUCUUCGUCUCUACAUCCACACCCUCACAGUCACCAGCAAGGGAAAGGACAACAAGCCCAGCUACAUCCACUACCAGCCGUCUAAGGACCGCGUGAGGCCCCACCUGCUGGAGAUGCUGGUCCAGCUUCCUCCCAAUUCCGUCACCGAGGUUACUGUGCAGUUUGAGAGGGCUCUGCUUAAAUGGACUGAAUACACCCCUGAUCCCAACCACGGCUUCUACGUCGGGUCUUCGGUUAUCAGCUCUCUUGUACCAAGUAUGGUCGCCAUGGAUACAAACAACACUAGGGAACGCCCGCUUUUCAGCAGCUUUUUUCCCUGUAAAGAGGAGUCCAGCUACUUUGUGCGUGUCUACACAGAACCUCUGCUGGUCAACCUGCCAACUCCAGACUUCAGCAUGCCGUAUAAUGUCAUCUGUCUGACCUGCACUGUGGUGGCUGUGGGCUACGGCUCCCUCUACAACCUACUGACCCGGAGCUUUCAGAUAGAGGAGCCCAGCCCAGGACUGGCCAAGCGGAUAGCCAACAUCAUCCGCAAAAUGAGGGGCGUGCCGCCACUCUGAGGCUGGACACUGAUGCCAACUGGCUCUGCUUUUAGAAAGGAAAUUUUCCUUUUGGCUGGUAAACAUGUGAUAUUCACGGAGUCCAACACUGGUAUGAAUGUUGACUUUACGAACAGUCAACUUGAAGGUUUUGUUUUCAAACGGAAGAGGAUGAAUAACUCUUUUGAACUUUAAUAUAUUCAGGAUCAUUUCCUGCUGGCUGAGGACAAAAAAAUGUGGACAUUUGUCUAUUUGGAGCUUUGUUAUUGUUUGACGAGAGAAGGAACCAAAGCUGUGGAGUAUGCAGCGGUGGUAACUGCAUCAGAGUGUUUUUUUUUUUUUUUUGGUUUGAUUGUUUUUGUUUUGUGGGUGUUUGAAACCAUAACUCCACUCCAUCAUAAUUUAGCCACACUGUCACUGAGGGAUUUUGUUACUGUAAGGAAACUUCGGUAAAAUUAUGUUUCUACAAAUGCACUAUGAAGCCUCUGAGUUCAGAUAGAAAAAAGACGUUCCUGACCUGUUUAUUCCCAUCUCCCUGCAAGGCAAGAUGAAAUGAAAUGACCCUUUAAGUCAGAGUGACUGAGUCAGAAUGUCACACUUUAUCAAGUCUCAGGUAUGACAGGACAUCAAAUGACUCUGAAAUACUGUGUUCCCCACUACCACGCACACUAAACACAACAUUAAGGUGGAACUAGGGAACAUGCAGAAGUAUUUCCUGUUCAUUUAAAGUUCCUGAUGUGUUUGUAUUAUCUGACAUGUGUUUGGUAGAACAUUUUUUUUCUAAGCUAGACAUGUCCCUGAGCAACCACAGUACUUGUCUGGAAGUACUUAUUCUAUAAAAAAGAAACAGCCCUCUUACCAACAUUUAUUUUGCACUCAUUAUUGGAUGCAUGCUUGAAUGUAUGUUAGAGACGAUUGUCUGCAGGUCCUGAAAAAUAAUUGCCUUUAGUUUGUAACUCCUUCCCUCAUCAGUUAAAUGCAGUUUCAUUGCGUCUUAUAGCUAGUAUAAGUUAUGCUUGUCUGCCUGAAAGUCUAUUCUGUUUCACUGGUGCUGAAGAAGUGUGCAGACUGUGAAUGUUUGAGGCGGGAGUGGUGUUUGUGUUUGUGUGUGUGUGUUGGUGUGUGGCAAAACCUAAACAUUCUUUAUUGCCUUUUCAAUAAACUGACAAACAUC
Messenger RNA from Seriola aureovittata, 3097 nucleotides. RefSeq names its product phosphatidylinositol glycan anchor biosynthesis, class T (gene pigt). The coding region runs from base 1 to 1944 and encodes 647 amino acids. Gene Ontology annotation, cellular component: GPI-anchor transamidase complex. The transcript is spliced from 11 exons. Lineage: Eukaryota; Metazoa; Chordata; Actinopteri; Carangiformes; Carangidae. Gene Ontology annotation, biological process: attachment of GPI anchor to protein. The record is from RefSeq and is a predicted model, not a curated record.